Periconia digitata is the source of this 699-nucleotide messenger RNA. NCBI's taxonomy places the organism in Eukaryota, Fungi, Ascomycota, Dothideomycetes, Pleosporales, Periconiaceae. The record is from the annotation of a GenBank genome assembly.
AUGACUCAAAUCGGAUUUGGCAAACAUCUUUGGGAUCUUCAACACGGCCAGCUCAAAGAAAAUCUACGGCUCUUCUAUAUCGCGUCUACCACAUACGUAAUCGUUCUUGGAAUGAUCAAGGUCUCCAUCGUCAUGUUCUACCUCCAAAUCUUCCCAUAUCGGUCAUUUAGGAUCCUUUCGUACUCCCUCAUGGCAUAUAUCGUGUCUUCAAACUUGGGAAUAUUCCUUGCAACAGUAUUUUCGUGUUGGCCUGUGCCUCGUUUCUGGAACCGCGACGUCCCUGGUACAUGCCUUGACGUCAACGCCUUAGCCUUCGCCAACAGCGGGAACGCAAUUGUUCAGGACUUUCUCCUCCUCAUUUUUCCAAUGCUCUACAUCGGAAGACUAAAUAUUCCAAAUCGACGUAAAGUGGUAGUCGGCAUCAUGUUUGCCGUGGGUACCUUAGGUUUCAUUGCAACCAUUGUCCGACUGAAGUUCCUGCUGGACUUCAAGAUCUCGAUUGACCCUACUUGGGAUUAUGUGGAGGUUACGAUAUGGACAACGAUUGAGCUUGCCAGUGGCUUUGCUUCUGUGUGCUUGCCGUCGAUCCGGCAACUUGUUGUCAUGUUCCUCCCAGAAGAUUGGUUCACACGUUUCAAUGUAGGUAGUUAUCGGAUCUCACGAGAAGAAGACACGAGGGAGAGUGCGAGUAAGGCCUGA